AAACUAAGUGGUAAGCUCGCGAAGUUUUUUUUUGCGGUGUUAAGUGGAGCAUUCUUACUUUUAUUUUUAUUUUUUCUUGCAAGGUCAAUGGAGUCCAAUAUAAAAUAGCGAAGAGCUCUUUUACAACUUCUUAUCAGUGGGCCUCCACCAGGCUGAAGGGACCUCCACGGAAAUGGCCAACCUGAACUGGAAGCCGUUUGUGUACGGAGGAAUGGCAUCGAUCGUCGCAGAAUUUGGUACCUUCCCUAUUGAUUUGACCAAAACCCGGCUCCAGGUCCAAGGCCAGUCUCAGUGCAUGGAGGUCCGCUACAGAGGCAUGUUCCACGCUUUGCUCAGGAUCGGACGAGAAGAAGGCAUCCGGGCGUUGUAUUCCGGGAUUUCUCCGGCACUCCUAAGGCAAGCCUCGUACGGGACGAUUAAGAUCGGGACGUACAAUACGCUGAAGAAAUUAUUCGUGAGCCGUCCUGAAGAUGAGACGAUGGUCAUCAACGUGUUCUGUGGCGUCGUCUCCGGAGUGCUGUCCUCGUCUUUAGCGAACCCGACAGACGUGCUGAAGAUUCGCAUGCAGGCUCAAGGCAGUCUGCUCCAAGGCAGCAUGAUGGCCAACUUCAUCAACAUCUACCAGACGGAGGGCACGCGAGGACUCUACAGGGGCGUCAUCCCGACCGCACAGAGAGCCGCCAUCGUGGUCGGAGUCGAGCUCCCGGUGUACGACAUCACCAAGAAGCACCUGAUUGGUUCCGGCCUGAUGGGAGACACGGUUCUGACUCAUUUCAUUUCCAGUUUUGCUUGUGGUCUGGCAGGAGCGCUCGCCUCCAACCCCGUGGACGUGGUGAGGACGCGGAUGAUGAACCAGCGCGUGCUGUCCGGGAACUUCCUCUAUAAAGGCACGCUGGACGGACUCAUGCAGACGUGGAGGAACGAAGGUUUCUUCGCUCUGUACAAGGGCUUCUGGCCCAACUGGCUCCGUCUCGGACCCUGGAACAUCAUCUUCUUCAUCACCUACGAGCAGCUGAAGAAGCUUCCGUUAUAGCCGAACCACAGACGACGCAACACUCCACUGGAUGAAAGUGUGUGUGUGUGUGUGUGUGUGUGUGGGAGGAAGGGAGGGAGGGGCAGGGAGCAAGUGAGCCUCCCUUCCUGCCUUUACCCUUUCAUUCACAAUCCCUCCAUGUAAUGUGUACACUGAUUUCAAUGUUUUAGUUUGGGUUCUAUGUGUGUGUGUGUUUGUUUGUGUGCGUGUGUAAUAUAUAUUUAUAUAAUAUAUAUUAUACCUACACGUUGGUCCUUUUUUUUUUUUCUUCUUUUUUUUUUUUUUGCAUUAAAUAGUUUUUUUAAAUGAGUUUGCACCAUGAUUUUGCACCUAAAGCCUUGCUUUAUCGAUCCUGGCAGCUAAAUUUGAGGUCAGCACAAAGAUGGGAACGUUCCAUCAGCUAGUCACUACGUCUAAAUAACAGAACGUGCACGAGGCGGUGGGGGUUUUGAGGCUUUAGUAGCAUCGUUAGUGAUUAUUAUUAUUAUUAUUAUAUAUCCCAGGUGUGUGAGAGAUGUGUUUGAGGCAAAUGCACUGGUUGGAUUGUGUUGGAUUAAGAGCGUCCUGCCCGGAUUAGCUUUACCGGAGCACCUUUAAGCGGCGUGUAGAUUGUAUGUACGUGGCCAGUGUAUGACCGUGCUCUGAACAUUACGCAGAUUCGGCGUUUCUUUUUGUUCUCGGACUUUUUCGUUGCCAAAUAUCGCUCCGCCCAAAUCGCAGUUUUGUGUAAUAACCUCGCUAAAAGUAAAAAUGUUCUGUAAAACACGCACAGAACCGAUAGCACUUCUGUCCUGCAGGGUCCUGGCAGUCUUUUAUGCUGUGUGUGUCUGUGUGUGUGUGUGUGUGUGUGUGUGUGUGUACACAUCUGUUUGUAUACAAGCAUGUGUGGCAAUGUAUCAUAUUUUAUGUAGUGUGAUGUACAUUACGCUGCUGUACAUUAGAUAGUAUUAGCAUCUUUUUUUUUUUUUUUUUUCCUUCUUCUUCUCCCAAAACAAAGUGUACUGUAAAAACAAAACAAAACAAAAAAAAACAACACAAAAAAAAAACAACCCUUUCAAAAUGUGACAAAUCGGUACUGUUACAUCUUCUCCAGCUUCUCUCUUCCGUCCCGCUCAGUUUGAUCUCCAAGCAUUUUUCUCUGAAACGUGUUUUUAAAAUAUUCCGUUCCGUUCCGCUGUUCUGGCAAUGAAAAUGAGAUUUAAACCUUUCGUAUGGAUUUGCUUCCAUAGUGUACGAUCGUUAUCAAGGAUAUAAGCUAGAUUGUGUUUUUUUUUUUUGUUUUUUUUUUUUGGGGGGGGGGGGAGGGGGGGGGUUUGUGUGCCUGCACAAUCAUCGUCGCGGUCGAUCUGCCUGCCUGUUGUAGAGUUUAUAAGAAACACGAACACGUUUGUCCUAAACAGUUUGCAUGAGCGCUUUUGAUACUAACUUUUAAGCACGCCCGUUCGCAACGUCGCCAUACAGACCAGACCGUACGUCUUUUCAUCACCGCAGUCUUCACGUGUAAGUUCUUUUAAGAGCGAUGCCCGGCCGCUCGAGCGCCUCGUUCGUGGAAUCGUACGAUCAGCCGGUCACGUCAGAGCAGGAGAUACGGGUCAGGAGAUUCAGUGCAUGUUUAAAAAAAAAAAAAAACGGUGAUCUCGGUGACUUUGGCAUUGUUGUCGGUGCCAGUUCAGAGACUUCUGAUGUACUGGGAAUUUCACUCGUAAGACUUGGGAACCGUAACGGCGAGAAACGUAAAGUUCCGUUGGCGGAAACACCUUGUUGACGAGAAGAUCAGACCGGACUGGUUCGAAGGCUGCGGUAACGUAAUAAUAACCACUCUUUACAACCGUGGUGAGCAGAAAAGCAUGUUGACGGAGCUCCAGUGCACACAAACUGGCCAGCUGAGGAUUGGAAAACAACCAGGAGAUGAUUAUUAUUAUUAUUAUUAUUAUGAUUAUUAUUAUUAUUAAGACUGAGAUGCUUUUCUGCUCACCACGGUUGUAAAGAGUGCUUAUUUGAGUCACCGUAGCCUUCCCGUCAGCUUGAACGAGUCUGGCCGUCCUCCUCCGACCCUCAGAACUUCUUAAUCACCCGAUGUUUUGUUUUAAACUCUAGAGACGACGCGUCGUGCCGCACGAUCGGCUGAUUUCACGAGCGAGCCGGUUCGACGGUUUUCCACGUAAAAGUGGGCGUAUAUACGACGGGAGACGGAAACGCUCAUCUUCUCUAACUUCUUUCACUCCAGUCAUUUGAUGACGUUCUCCUCCAUAAUGAUAAGUCCGUCUUUGAAAGGUCACCCGGGUCACCGUAAUGCCUGGAUCCUGUCAUGACUUUUUUUUCUCUCUCUCUCUCUCUCUCUUUCACUCCGUCUUGCUUUAAGAGUUCGAGUGAAAGACUCGUGGUGUUUUCUCGAACACGGCUUAACCGUUACAUAACGCCUGUUUCCAGCUUCAGCCAAGACCAAGACUCAUGGGCUAGUUCACACGUUUAAUCUUUUUCACUUGCUUUACUGGGUGGGUUUGGUUUUAUUUUAUGUUAUUUUUCGGUUUUCUUUGAGUAAAUACAACUUUUUUUUCUUUCUUUCUGUGCACGUUGUUUUGAAAAAUAAAUGUUAAACCUUUUUUUUUUUUUUUUUUUUUUUUUUUUUUUUUUUUGUAAAAAAUAUUCAAGAUUGUUUUUUUUUUUGUUUUUUUUUUGGUUCACAUGUGCUCAAAUACAACCUGCGAUUAGAUUAAUAUUUUAUUGGUGUGUGUGUGUGUUGUCUUCAAGCAUUGUUUACCCCCCCCUCCCUUUUCAUGAGCAUGAUUAAUGGAUCUCGAAGGAAAUCCAUCGUUUCACACCCUGCAUGGAGAACAACAUACCUUACACGGGUCGUCUGACCGUCUGAACCUGCAUCUCUUUGCUACAUUGAUACCUUGUUCUCAUGAAGAUCAGCCACGUGUCCUGACUAAGGUCUUGGUCAUCUUUGGUCAUUUUUGGUUCUAAUGGCGAACAUGUCAUUACCUAACCUUAUUCGUUUCAAUGUUAUGAAAAUUUGGCUAUAGGUUUAUUAUGUGGCUGAUUUUGCUUUGUAUGAUCUAAAUGUGCACCUGACAAUAAAACUAAAUGACUUAA
Messenger RNA from Ictalurus punctatus (channel catfish), 4129 nucleotides. RefSeq names its product solute carrier family 25 member 14 (gene slc25a14). The record is from RefSeq and is a predicted model, not a curated record. Bases 173 to 1033 code for a protein of 286 amino acids. The transcript has 9 exons. Lineage: Eukaryota; Metazoa; Chordata; Actinopteri; Siluriformes; Ictaluridae. Gene Ontology annotation, cellular component: mitochondrial membrane. Gene Ontology annotation, biological process: mitochondrial transport.